AGACAACAUCAACUUUAUCUCAAAAUAAUUGAUAAGUGUAAAAGAUCACAGUUUAUUAAAUUUUCUUCCCUCAUUUUUGUGGUACACAGAGUAAAUAAGAAAAUGACCCAGAACCAAAGAUGAACUGGGCAUCGUUUUAUGCUGUCAUCAGUGGCGUUAACAGACACUCCACUGGCAUCGGCCGCAUCUGGCUCUCCGUCCUCUUCAUUUUCCGGAUCUUGGUCCUGGUGGUAGCAGCUGAGAGUGUUUGGGGCGACGAGAAAUCUGGCUUCACAUGCAACACCCAGCAGCCAGGCUGCAACAGUGUCUGCUAUGACCACUUUUUCCCCAUCUCCCACAUCCGCCUGUGGGCCCUCCAGCUCAUCCUGGUCUCCACUCCGGCCCUGCUGGUCGCCAUGCACGUGGCCCACCGCCGCCAUGUCGACAAGAGGCUGUACAAACUGUCAGGACGGACCAACCCUAAAGACCUGGAGCAGAUAAAGACACAGAAGAUGAAAAUCACAGGUGCUUUGUGGUGGACAUACGUCAUCAGCCUGUUGUUCCGUCUGAUCUUUGAAGUCACCUUCAUGUAUUUGUUUUACAUGAUCUACCCCGGAUAUAAGAUGAUCCGGCUGGUGAAGUGUGACUCGUACCCCUGUCCAAACACCGUGGACUGCUUUGUGUCCAGGCCCACAGAGAAGACAGUCUUCACUGUGUUCAUGCUGGCUGUGUCAGGGGUCUGUAUCCUGUUAAAUAUUGCAGAGGUGGUAUUCUUGGUAGGGAAAGCCUGCGGUAAGCAUUUGAGCAAUGCUGGAGACUCGACUAUGGGGGCUUGGAUCCAAAAGCUCUGCUCCUACUAA
This is a messenger RNA of Notolabrus celidotus (New Zealand spotty), 839 nucleotides long. RefSeq names its product gap junction beta-1 protein-like. The transcript is spliced from 2 exons. Lineage: Eukaryota; Metazoa; Chordata; Actinopteri; Labriformes; Labridae. Gene Ontology annotation, cellular component: connexin complex. Bases 120 to 839 code for a protein of 239 amino acids. The record is from RefSeq and is a predicted model, not a curated record. Gene Ontology annotation, biological process: cell communication.